Fusarium keratoplasticum is the source of this 981-nucleotide messenger RNA. RefSeq lists its product as uncharacterized. The transcript has a single exon. The coding region runs from base 1 to 981 and encodes 326 amino acids. Gene Ontology annotation, molecular function: 4-hydroxy-tetrahydrodipicolinate synthase activity. Lineage: Eukaryota; Fungi; Ascomycota; Sordariomycetes; Hypocreales; Nectriaceae. The record is from RefSeq and is a predicted model, not a curated record.
AUGAACAGAAGUACCAUCCAGCCCAAGGCCAAGCCCCUCCCCGCAGGAGUGUACACUCCGGUGGUUACCCUCUACAAGGCCGGCGAUGCGAACCAAUCCGUGGAUCACGAGGCCAUGUUCACACAAUGCCAGGCCUUGAUCAAGGCUGGCAUGCACGGCCUGGUGUACCUGGGCACCAACGGUGAGCUCGCCCUUCUCACGCGCGACGAGCGCAGGGCUAUCCUCGAGAACGUUUCUCGUGCGGUCUCUGAGACUGGCGGCUCUGACUAUCCUAUCGUGGCCGGCAUCUCGGCGCAAUCCACAUACGAGACUAUCCUCAAUGCCAAGGACGCUGCCAGCGCCGGCGCCAACUUUGCCCUUCUCCUACCGCCCAGCUACUGGGCCAAGGCUCUCCCUUCUCCCGCCCUUCUCGCCUACUUCCGCGAGGUUGCAGAUCAGUCCCCUAUUCCUAUCGUGAUAUACAACUUCCCCAAUGUCACGUCGGGUAUUGAUCUGGACUCGGAUCAGUUGGCUGCGUUGGCCACCCAUCCAAAUAUUUCAGCAGUGAAGUUGACCUGCGGAAACGUGGGUAAGCUUACACGCUUGACGAGUCUCUUCUCACACGAGCAAUUCGGUGUCUUUGGCGGGAGCAGCGAUUAUCUAUUGCCCACGCUGCAGGCUGGUGGAAGUGGCUGCGUGACGGGAAUGGGUAACGUCUUCCCUUGGUCCACAUCAGCAGUCUACGACUUGUGGAAGGCUGGGAAGGUGGACGAAGCCAAGAAACUUCAAGAUGUGGUAGCUCACGCAGAGUGGGCUUGCAAGAAGGGUAUUGCCUGUACCAAGUAUGGCGCGUGGCAUUUCUUGGGUCGCAAGAUCGGCGUGGAUCAAGAGUCGUCUUGGGAGAUGCGACGGCCGUAUCAGCCGUUGGACGAAAAGAUGAAGACCUGGAGUCUUGAUACCCUUGGAGUUUUGGCGGAUAUUGAGGAGAAGCGGUCUAUAUAG